Vigna umbellata (rice bean) is the source of this 2300-nucleotide messenger RNA. NCBI's taxonomy places the organism in Eukaryota, Viridiplantae, Streptophyta, Magnoliopsida, Fabales, Fabaceae. The record is from RefSeq and is a predicted model, not a curated record.
UCACACAUUAAUCAGUAUUUACAUUGCUGCAAUGAUCAGCAAUCAUCAUGACUAAAACACGAUGCAAAGUCACAUAAAAUAACGAGACUUCACCAGAUUUUCAGGGAUUCUUGGUUAACUACAAAGCUUCUAGCGUUGACCGGGAAGAGAAAAGUACUCUUUUUUUCUACAAUAAAUUUCUCAGGUAUGUAAUGAUGAUUACGUGUCAUUCUUCUGGAACAAUUAAUGAAUCUAUCACUAGUUCAAGGAUUCAACUUUGUAUUUCUUUUCACAAUAGUAUUGUUUUUCGCUUUUCUGUUAAUUUGACCAGGAUCACAGGCUUGCAUAUGAGAAUUUUAUGUGGAAGGAAUUGACUUUAAGGAUGAUCAAGAUUAUAAUUAUCAUAAAUUUCAUUUGGGUUUGACUUACUCCACAUAUUACAGAUUCCUAUAUAUAUAAAGAUGUGCUGAACUAAACAAUCAGUAUUCGAGUUUACAAAAAUAUAUACGAGUUCAGAAUUAUCAAAUCCUUACAAUGUUCGGGGACAUUAUCUAUUUUAUUUUGUGGGGUUUGUUUCCCCUACUACUUUUUCUAGUUUCUUUCAUUUUCUUGAGGCACGAGCAAUGCUGCAAAGACAAAAGAAAGCUGCCACCAGGGGAAAUGGGGUUUCCACUGAUAGGGGAGACCAUGGAAUUCUUCAAUGCUCAGAGGAGAAACAAGUUAUUUGAAGAGUUUUUUCAUCCUCGAAUUCUGAAACAUGGGAAGAUCUUCAGAACAAGGAUCAUGGGGUCUCCAACUGUGGUUGUCAAUGGAGCUGAGGCCAAUAAAUUCUUACUGUCCAACGAGUUCAAGUUGGUGAAAAGCUCUUGGCCUUCUUCAUCGGUUGAGCUCAUGGGAAGGGACUCUAUAAUGGAGAAAGAUGGUGAAAGGCACCGGUUCCUCCGUGGUGUCAUUGCCACAAGCCUUGGUUAUGCUGGACUUGAGCUACUGGUUCCAAGAUUAUGCAACUCUGUUCAGUUUCAUUUAGCUACAAACUGGAAGGGCCAAGAGAAUAUCAGUAUUCACCGUUCAACAAAAGUCCUCACUUUUAGCAUAGUGUUUGAGUGUUUGUUGGGAAUCAAAGUGGAGCCAGGUAUGUUAGAUACCUUUGAAAGAGUGUUGGAAGGAGUGUUUUCCCCAGCUGUUAUGUUUCCAGGUUCUAAAUUUUGGAGGGCAAAGAAGGCCAGGGUGGAGAUAGAAAAGAUGUUGCUCAAAGUGGUGAGAGAGAAGAGAAAGGAAAUGGAAGGAAGCUCAGAAAGAGAACAAGAUGGAAUGCUGCUGUCCAAUUUGGUAUGUGGGAUGUUCCAAGGGGAGAUAAGUGAAAAAGAAGUCAUAGACAAUGUGGUGUUACUAGUUUUUGCAGCUCAUGAUACCACUUCUUUUGCUGUUGCCAUGACAUUCAAAAUGUUGUCUCAGCAUCCUGAUUGCUAUGGAAAAAUUCUUCAAGAACAUGUUGCCAUAAUGAGCAACAAAAACCGGGGUGAGAAUCUGACAAUGGAGGAUAUAAAAAAGAUGAAGUAUACAUGGCAAGUUGCGAGAGAAAGCAUGAGAUUGUUCCCUCCUAUCUUUGGUUCUUUCAGAAAGGCUGUUACUGAUAUUGAAUAUGAAGGAUUCGUGAUUCCUAGAGGAUGGAAGAUGCUAUGGACAACAUACGGGACACAUUACAAUGAAGAAUAUUUCAAGGAUCCUAUGAAUUUCAACCCAAGUAGGUUUGAGGAGGGAGUACCCCAAUAUGCAUAUGUUCCCUUUGGAGGAGGACCAAGAGUUUGUGCAGGGUACCAAUUAGCCAAGUUAAACAUCCUCGUAUUUGUGCACUAUGUUGUGACACAAUACGAGUGGUUCUUACUCCAUCCAGAUGAACCUGUGACAAUGGAUCCCUUGCCUUUCCCUUCCCUCGGAAUGCCCAUCAGAAUUUCUCCCAAACAUGCAUAAAAGCAACCUCAAAAUGAAUUUGUUUUGCCACAUUAUUAAUAAGGCAAUAGUUAAUGUUACGUUGCCGUCCAAUGUUAUCCUUGAACUGAGGCGUUUGCACAUGUUACUUUGAUAUGGAUCAAGUUCUCGAUCCCAUUUAGAAGAAUAUUGAGCUCAACAUAAAAUAUGAACACGAGCAGCAUCUUUUGAAUAUACUAGAUUAGCACAGAUACAUAAUGUUAUAUGGUAAACACAUAUCCAUUGAAGAUCACAGAUCGUGAAAAGAUAUUGGGGUUACCAUUUCUACAUUUCCAAGUAUCUGGUUGACAGAAAAAUUGCUGCGAGUGCUAAAACACAUUAUUUGUUGUUAU